CUCCUCGACUCAUAUUCACCCAGUUUCUCCCCUCCUGUUCGGGUGCCCGACUCAAUCCUUGACCUCCAACCCUCUCUCCAGGGAAAUCGCUGGCAGAUCGUCCCUGUCAUUACCGAACGUUCCGACUCUCCUUAAAGUCGGCACCUCGACCCGUCCCACUCCACUAUUGACAGCCUGCGUAAGAAUCGAUCAGUUUCGCGACAUGGAAACUUGACGCAUCAUGAUUAUUCUUGGCAUUGGUGUGGGCAGAGCAAUCAGAACACGACUAUAGUUAUUGUCCUCUCUCAUCCUCGAUCGAUCCGGUUAUCGUUUUCAACCCCUCCAUCUUGAAUCCACUCCGCGACCGCACUCCCCUGAUUUCUGUUUCCAACCAAUCGUUGUAGCGGAGGACAGCCAUUCUUGACCAUGUCUCACAAUUUCGAGAAGUCGGUGAAGGGAGCCACCAAGAUAAAGCUCGCCGCCCCCAAAUCCAAAUAUAUUGAACAUAUCCUUGUUGCGACCCAUACAGGCGAGGCAGGUGUGGCAGAGAUCUUCCGGACCCUGCAGCUUCGGCUUCGCGAUUCAACAUGGACAAUUGUUUUCAAAGCUCUAAUUGUUGUCCACCUGAUGAUAAGGGAGGGGCAGUUGGAUGCCACCUUACAGUAUAUGGCGGAGAACCCUAGGAGACUGGCGAUCAGCGGAUUUUCAGAAGUACAGUCGCAAGGCCAUAAUAUCCGGAGAUAUUCCGACUAUCUCAUUGCGCGCGCAAGAGCAUUCGAGGACACAAAGACCGACUUCGUACGAAGCGGGCAGGGUCGGAUGAGAAGGUUGACGGUUGAAAAGGGUCUGCUGAGGGAAACAGAAAUAGUUCAACACCAGAUCCACGCACUGCUCAAGUGUGACCUUCUUACUGACGACGUCGAGAACGAAAUCUCGUUAACCGCGUUUCGCCUACUGACUUUGGAUCUUUUGACCCUCUACUCGGUCAUGAACGAAGGAACAAUAAACGUCCUGGAGCAUUACUUCGAAAUGUCACGACCCGACAGCGAACGCGCAUUGGAAAUAUACAAGACAUUCACCGCCCAGACGGAGGAAGUGGUGAAGUUCCUAGGAGUUGCUAGGCAUUUCCAAUCUGCAACACGAUUGGAAAUACCUAAGCUUAAACAUGCUUCUACAGAUUUGACGCGACUCCUGGAGGACGACCUCAACGAUCCGGACUUCAACCUCCGCCGGCGAGAAUAUCUGGCACGAAAGGAAGGAAAGAGUGGCGGAGCACCUACGCCUGUGGCCAAGAACGCGACAGGAGAUCGGUUUGUUAGCAACUCGAAUCCGACGCCCGCUCGACCUCAAACACAACCGAAUCCCCAGAAGUCCGCUGCACCAGAUCUCAUCGACUUCUUCGAUACAAUUGAACAAAACCAGCAGCCGAUGGCCCAGCCCAACCAGUUUCAACAGGCACAAAUGCAGCAGCAACCCCAGGCGAUGCAGUUCCAGCAAACCGGCUUUCCACCGCAGCAGCCAGCUUUCUACGCGCAGCCAACGGGCUUCCAACAGCCCCAAGCGACCGGGUUUGAUCAGCAAGCAGCUUUUGGGACGCAAUUUGCGCCGCAAAACAACCAACAGUUUGGACAGCAGCAGCAACAAGCACCCCAACCCCUUCAGCCUAACCACACAGGGGCAGGAUUUGGCGGCUAUUCGGCGCAGCCCCAGACAUACGGAUUCCAAACCAACCUCGCUCCCAUCCCACAACAUGAUGUUAGCGCAUUCCAACAACAACAGCAACCGAUGCCAAUGGCGCAGCAGCAGUUGCAACCGCAGUCAACCAACCCAUUCAGGCAGUCGAUGUUAAUGAGCACGCCGACCGGAUCGGCCAUGCCUGCCGCCCCCAUCAACCGCCAAAAUACGAACCCAUUCGCACGACGCCUAUCGACGGCCAACCCACAGUUCGACGCCGGUGUUCCCCAAGCCUUCCCGCAGACGCAGGUGCAGCCGCAAGUGCCGCAACAGCCGGCGCCGCUCCAAGCUCAACGAACAGGAACCAAUCCUUUUGCUCGAGCUUCCUCUGUCCCCCCACCGCAGUCGCAGGGGUUGCAACCUCCUGCAGCUGCACCGCUCCGACCAAACCCUACAGGUAGUACGAAUCCCUUCCGCCAAAGUGCCUUUGUGAACCAGCAGACAGGCCAAGGAUGGCAAGCCAGCGGUCAACAAGGUACGAUGGGAGGCUUGGAGCAACUGGACACAGUGCCGAUAUUCCCGCGACCGGGGCUAUCAUAACGUUGUAGAACGCUGCAGCGGCACUGGUAUAGUGGUAGACCUACCUAUUUUUCCUUUCCCUUAAUACUCAUUAUUAUCGACUUGCAUUUGGUUUAUUGUGUUAUGAAAGCAUAAUGGCGGGCUCGCAGCGCGGGCUCGACCGUCGACCAUGUAGCGAUAGCAGGCAAUAUUUAGUGACAGGGUGGACAGGGACAUAUAGCAAGAAUUGUAGUAGCAGAUUAACAAGCCGGUACUCCGUAGUCCGUAGAAAGUUGUCCGUACUCCGUACCUGUAAGGGAGACCUGGACCGGCCAGACCGCAUGACCGCCGCCAUCGGCAAGGGAUCGGGAACUCCCCU
Molecule: messenger RNA, 2590 nt
Organism: Aspergillus sclerotioniger CBS 115572
Lineage: Eukaryota; Fungi; Ascomycota; Eurotiomycetes; Eurotiales; Aspergillaceae
Product: ENTH domain protein
Exons: 5
Coding region: 406-2253 (615 amino acids)
Biological process (GO): vesicle budding from membrane; clathrin-dependent endocytosis; clathrin coat assembly
Cellular component (GO): clathrin-coated pit; clathrin-coated vesicle
Molecular function (GO): clathrin heavy chain binding; 1-phosphatidylinositol binding; phosphatidylinositol-4,5-bisphosphate binding
Source: RefSeq, a predicted model, not a curated record